CCAACUGGCCACCUAUAACUCGCCCAUUAUCUCUCUCUCUCUUUCUGUGAACUCGUUCACAGCCCACCAUAGAAUUGUUCUCUUCUGAUUCAUAUCUUUCAUUCUCAGACCGACCUCUCGAUUUUUCUACUCUAUAUAUACACAAUAUAUAUAUAUACAUUCCCCUUUUCUCUCUUCCUUCUCUUCAAAGAAACGAAGCUCAGUAACUGUUUCCCGCUUUCCCCAUCUUCAGAAUCUCUAACUUUUCUCAACUGGGCCUUUGCUUUUAUCCCCCCUUGCUUCUGGGUCCUGCAAAUAUUUCACCCUCUUUUUCUAGUUAAUUUCCUCACAAGUUUCACUUUUGCAGCUGAGAGUUGCUAUAAAGACAUCUCCUUUGGGCCUAUUUUUCUCUCAAAACCUCCAAAAUUUCUCCGGGUUUUUCUUGGGAAGAACCAAUUCAGAUUCUUCUCGGAUUCUCUUCGAUUCCCAAAGGUGGGUCUUUUUGGGAUUCUUUAGUUUAUGCUAUUGCGAAAAAGGAGAUUCCCAGUAAAAGAUUCUGAAUUCAAUGCCCUUUUAAGCCAUUGCAAGACUUCAAUCUCAGUGUCUUCGCUCUCUCUCUCUCUAGUCCUAAAAGAAGCUUUGCUUUGAUAUCUCAGAAAAAUGAGUGUGUAAAAGCCUUGUUGCAUAUUGUGAGCAUGCAAACUCUGUACCCACCUUCAUAUAUGGCUGAUACUAAUUGGUUUGUCCAAGAGAGCCAGAGCUCAGAUUGGACUAGAGAAGAGAACAAGCAAUUUGAGAGUGCUCUGGCUAUCUACGAUGAGAAAACGCCGGACCGGUGGGGAAAGAUUGCGAUGAUGAUUCCGGGGAAGACGGCUGUCGAUGUGUUCAAGCAGUACAAGGAGCUGGAAGAUGAUGUUAGUGACAUAGAAGCAGGGCUGGUCGAAAUUCCAGGCUACCAACAGCCGUCUUCUUUCACAUUGGAGUUGGUGGAUGACCGAAAUUUCGAUGCUAACCGAAAGAGGUCUGCAGCAACUAGAGGUUCUGAUCAGGAGAGGAAGAAGGGGAUUCCUUGGACAGAAGAUGAGCAUCUGCGGUUUCUGAAGGGACUUCUAAAAUAUGGGAAAGGGGAUUGGAGAAAUAUCUCCAGGAACUUUGUUAUUUCUAAAACUCCAACUCAAGUUGCUAGCCAUGCUCAGAAAUACUUUAUGAGGCAACACUCAGGAGGAAAAGAUAAAAGGAGACCUAGCAUCCAUGAUAUAACAACUGUCAACCUCACGAGCACUACCACUACUAGUCCAUCACAGAAUAAUAAUAGGCCUCCUUUAGACCAGUCUCCACCACCAGAGCACAAUAGCAAGUCCACUGAAUCACCAAGAGUCGUACUCGACUGGAAUAUGCCUAAUGAUGGAUUACCAGGAGCUAUGAUCUUUGACGCAACACAUGGCGAUCUUUUUGAGUCAUCGUCUCCAUUUGAUGUUGGAUCUCCAGACGAUCUUAAGCGACAUUGGCAAAAAAUUUACGCCAGUGCCACUCAUUAUGCUGCUCAUGCUACAUCCCCGAGUUCGAUGUAUCUAAUGCAGACCUCAAGACAUCAGAUACAUGGAUGCCGCUGAUGGAUUGGAGAUCGAAGUAAAUAAUCUUUUGCAUAAUUUCAGUGUACCCUUUUGUUAUGGUAGUGUGUGAUUAGCAUAAUAAGGAUUUGAGCUGUUGCAUAAUGCUUGAGCAUUGCACAAUGGUAAAAAAUCCAUUAGCCCGCAAAGUGUAAUGUCACAACUGUACAAUUGAAAUGAAUGGUAAAUUUGCUCUUCCCUUUA
Messenger RNA from Rosa rugosa (rugosa rose), 1793 nucleotides. RefSeq names its product transcription factor DIVARICATA-like. The coding region runs from base 675 to 1592 and encodes 305 amino acids. The record is from RefSeq and is a predicted model, not a curated record. Lineage: Eukaryota; Viridiplantae; Streptophyta; Magnoliopsida; Rosales; Rosaceae. The transcript has 2 exons. Gene Ontology annotation, molecular function: DNA binding.